Molecule: messenger RNA, 2107 nt
Organism: Chaetomium fimeti
Lineage: Eukaryota; Fungi; Ascomycota; Sordariomycetes; Sordariales; Chaetomiaceae
Product: cytochrome P450
Exons: 4
Coding region: 196-1821 (541 amino acids)
Molecular function (GO): monooxygenase activity; oxidoreductase activity, acting on paired donors, with incorporation or reduction of molecular oxygen; iron ion binding
Source: RefSeq, a predicted model, not a curated record
ACCUCAAAAAAAGCGUCUGGCUUGUGCAUCGUUUCUCAACAGUUUCGCCUGUCCGGGCACACACCCACCUUUAGCUCAUCCCUCAUCUUCGGGCUGAACCCUCGACCUGCCACUCGGUCCUGCUCGGCGGCCCGCUCACAACCACUUCCUACACCUAGCUAGUGUUGUCCCUUUUGACCGGCCGAACAGCACACAAUGGGGCUCGUCGAGGCUCUCGUUGACCAUGUGUCGGUCAAGUCGGUGCUGGUCCUCGUGCCAGGCCUUGUACUGGCCUAUAUCAUUGUGGCUGUCUUUGUGCGGCCCGCGUGGCAGGAAAUGAAGCUGUCACGGAUGCCGGGUUCAAGGGCAUUCAAGAUCAAGACGGUGAUGCCAUUCGGCCUCGACUUCGUCUGGGGCGGCAUCAGCGCAGGGAAGAAGCACGAGACCCUCAGAUUCUGGAGGGAUAUGUUCAAACAUGCCCCGUCUCAUACGGUCGAGGGCCGUCUUGCUGGCCGCCGCAUCGUCUUCACCGCCGACCACGAAAACAUCAAGGCCAUUCUGGCCACCCAGUUUAACGACUACGGCAAGGGUGAGCCCUUCCACGAGGAAUGGAAGGCCUUCCUCGGCGACAGCAUCUUUACCACCGACGGCGCCAUGUGGCAUGACAGCCGCCAGUUGAUCCGCCCGCAGUUCAUCAAGGACCGUGUCAGUGAUCUACACGUCUUUGAGAGCCACAUGCAGACCCUUUUCCGCGCUAUCGCGAACGGAGGUGCCUUAAACGGCGAGAACCAGCCCGUCGACAUCGAGGCUGGCAACGGGAAGCCCGUGGAUAUAUGCGAUCUAUUCUUCCGCUUUACACUGGACUCGGCCACUGACUUCCUCUUGGGUCAUGAUCUCAAGUCGUUAAGCAACCCUCAUCAAGAGUUUGCCGAGGCCUUCGGCGAGGUUCAGCGAGUUCAAGGCAUCAUCGCCCGCACCGGCUCUCUCCAAAAGCUCGUCCCGCGUGGCUCUUUCAACAAGAACAUGGAGGUAAUCAACCGCUUCGUCAACCUAUACAUCGAGCGCACUCUCCGCCUCACCCCCGACGAGCUGGCCAACAAGUCCAAGAGUGACUCGGGCUACACCUUCCUUCACGCACUCGCCGCAUACACGCGCGACCGCCAAGUACUACGCGACCAGCUGAUCGCCGUGCUGCUCGCCGGCCGCGACACCACCGCCUGCACCCUGUCCUGGACCGUCUACGAGCUCGCCCACCACCCAGAGGUGCUCAAGAAGCUGCGCGCCGAAAUCUUGUCCGUGGUCGGGUCCACGAGGGCGCCCACCUACGACGACCUCAAGAGCAUGAAGUACCUACAAAAUGUCAUGAACGAGACCCUCCGGCUGUACCCCAUCGUCCCCUACAACGUCCGCCUCGCCCUCAAAGACACCACCCUGCCACGCGGGGGCGGCCCCGCCGGCCUCGACCCCAUCAAGGUCCUCAAAGACACACCAAUCGGCUACUCCACCCUCGUCAUGCAGCGGCGCGCGGACCUGUACCCGCCCACCAGCGCAACCUUCGCGCCCGUCGAGGAGUUCUCGCCCGAGCGCUGGUACCACUGGCAGCCCAAGCCGUGGCAGUACAUACCCUUCAACGGCGGGCCGCGCAUCUGCAUCGGCCAGCAGUUCGCCCUGACCGAGAUGGGCUACGUGCUGACCCGCCUGUUCCAGCGCUACGACCGCAUCGAUAACCAUAUGGGCCCGCUGGAUGGCGGCAACCCCGUGCUCAAGGCCGAUAUUGUCCUGCAGCCGGCCUUGGGGGUUAAGGUUGGGUUGUGGGAGGCGAAGGGGGGGGAGAAGCAGUGAGUGGGUGAGGGUGGGGGUAGCUGUUUAGGAAUGUUGGGGAUUGGGUUGGGUUUAGGUUGGUUACUGGAGGCAUGUUGUGAUGAACUGAUCUUGCAUUUUUUCAUGGUUUUCUGGGCGGCUUCAACUUGUUUUUCAUGUACGAUAUAUUUCAUGACAAUUUGGGCGUUGGCUAGGUUUGGCUUUUCACAAAUACGAAUAGUUAGCGUGUCGCAACUUGCUUGACACUCAUCUCACUUGUUUCUUAAUGCCCCUCUACCACUCUGCGCCUCGCCCGUACUAAGUUUCU